Toxotes jaculatrix (banded archerfish) is the source of this 1284-nucleotide messenger RNA. Its product is annotated as neuronal pentraxin-1-like. The transcript is spliced from 5 exons. The record is from RefSeq and is a predicted model, not a curated record. The coding region runs from base 13 to 1284 and encodes 423 amino acids. NCBI's taxonomy places the organism in Eukaryota, Metazoa, Chordata, Actinopteri, Toxotidae.
GUGACUGGAACCAUGGCCGGAUUCUCGUGGAAACUUUUUCUACUUUCUUGCCUGGUUGUUUUGGAGAGCUCCGCACAAGACUUCGGACAGACGCAGUUUAUUUGCACGUCGGUGCCCAAGGAUAUGGACUUGUGCACGGCUACGAUGCAGAACAGCGGGCCGGCGGAGGACAUGAAGACCACGGUCAUGCAGCUGCGGGAGACCGUGUUGCAGCAAAAGGAGACCAUUAUGAACCAAAAGGAGACAAUCAGGGAGCUAACGUCCAAGUUGAGCCGCUGCGAGAGCCAGAGCCUCCCCGCGGCGGCGGGACCCGGCGGGAGGCGGCCGGGGUCGAAGAAUACGAUGGGGGAUGUAUCCCGGGGCACCACCGACACUCUGGCCCAGCUGGGACAGACUUUACAGACGCUCAAACAGAGACUGGAGAAUCUAGAGCAAUACAGCCGCGGGAACAACACCGCGCAGGCGAACAGCCUGAAGGAUCUGCUGCAAAACAAGAUAGAUGACAUGGAGAAGCAGGUUCUGUCCCGGGUCAACACGUUAGAGGAGACCAAACCGGGCUCCAGGAAUGACACCGAGCAGCGGAACAGAGUGGAGUCCACGCUCACCUCUCUGCACCACCGGAUUACAGACCUGGAGAAAGGCAAAGACACCAGGCCAACUGACAAAUUCCAGCUCACCUUCCCCCUGAGAACCAACUACAUGUACGCCAAAGCCAAGAGGAGCCUCCCUGAGAUGUACUCCUUCAGUGUGUGUCUGUGGAUCAAGUCCAACGCCUCGCCUGGGGUGGGGACACCCUUCUCCUACGCUGUGCCGGGCCAGUCCAACGAGCUGGUCUUGAUCGAGUGGGGGAACAACCCCAUGGAGAUUCUCAUUAAUGACAAGGUUGCGAAGCUGCCGUUCCUCAUCAACGAUGGAAAAUGGCAUCACCUGUGCAUCACAUGGACCACCCGCGAUGGGAUGUGGGAGGCCUUCCAGGAUGGAGUGAUGAGGGGCAGCGGGGAAAAUCUGGCACCGUACCACCCCAUCAAACCAGAGGGAGUGCUGGUCCUGGGACAAGAGCAGGACACACUGGGAGGAGGCUUUGAUGCAACACAAGCUUUUGUCGGAGAGCUGGCAAACUUGAAUAUCUGGAAUAGGAAACUUUCUAUCGCAGAGAUCUACAACUUGGCAACCUGCAACAGCAAAGCACCGACUGGCAACGUCUUCUCCUGGACGGAGAGCAACAUUGAAAUAUUUGGCGGAGCGACCAAAUGGACCUUCGAGCCUUGUCGUUCGCUCAACUGA